CUGCAACUCCAAAAGCCAAUAUUCUUUUCCCUCCUCUCUUCCAAGCUUUAUAUAUGUGUUUGUUUGCUUCGAUUAUCUUCAUCUUUUGCGUUGUUUCCACAAACAUACACAAAUCCAGGAACCAAAAAUCAAAACCCCAUUUCCAUUUGGAAGCCAGCAACCAUGUCUCUCAGCCCUCCUCGUGUAAGAGUCAAUGGCAUCAGGAGCUACCGUCUCUACUGGUGUUUCCAGUGCCAGCGAACAGUCAGGAUUGCCGCUUCAAACCCAUCUGAGAUUUUCUGCCCCCGUUGUUCUGGCCAGUUCAUCCUUGAGCUCGAAGAGGCCAGGCCCAGAGUUGUUCUUGACUUCACAGGUCUAGAUCCCUCCCCGGAGGCCCGGUUGUUGGAAGCCCUUUCUCUCAUGCUUAACCCCCCAUUGCCUCGACGAUUUCAGGAUUCCGAUGAAGUUGGCGAUCCGCUCAGUCCUUGGGUUAUAUUCCGACCAACUAACCGUCGCCGUCGGACUAGAACCAUGUCUCCUCCGGAAAUUCGCAUGCCCUGGGCUGCUAACCCCAGGGACUACUUUCAUGGGUCAGGGCUGGAUGAGCUGAUUGAGGAGCUAACACAGAAUGACCGACCAGGUCCACCUCCGGCACCAACUUCAGCCAUUGAUGCCCUGCCAAAAGUGAGGAUCACAGAGGCCCAUUUGAAGAAUGACUCAAAUUGUCCUGUUUGCAAGGAGGGAUUUGGGAUUGGCGAGGAAGUAAGGGAGAUGCCGUGCAAGCAUGUCUACCAUUCUGACUGCAUUGUUCCCUGGUUGCGAAUUCACAAUUCUUGCCCAGUUUGCCGGCAUGAGCUGCAGCCUUCCUCUACCAAUGAUCAUCAUAAUGAAGAUGUCGAGGAUUCUCAUACAGAGGGCGCGCGCGAUAGGAACCGCCACCGCCGGAGGUGGAAUUGGUUCUUACCUUUUCAAUCAUCAGCAAACAGGAGAAGCCGUCACGAUCAUCCUUGGGAGACAUGACAGCAUUACCGCUAGAGUUAUCUUCAAAUCAAGUGGAUAUUUCGGGUCUCAGUUUCAGUUCUGGAUAUGGAAUUGCACCCUGAGAUAUGUCCUGGCAUUACUUUCUGAUAUAUGAAAUAUUUAAUCAGAGCUGAUACCUGUAAAAUUAUUUGGAAAACUAAACUAAAAGGAUCAUUAC
This is a messenger RNA of Nelumbo nucifera (sacred lotus), 1177 nucleotides long. RefSeq names its product E3 ubiquitin-protein ligase RZF1-like. Gene Ontology annotation, cellular component: cytoplasm. The record is from RefSeq and is a predicted model, not a curated record. Gene Ontology annotation, biological process: protein ubiquitination. NCBI's taxonomy places the organism in Eukaryota, Viridiplantae, Streptophyta, Magnoliopsida, Proteales, Nelumbonaceae. Gene Ontology annotation, molecular function: ubiquitin protein ligase activity.